CGCAACACAAGCAAAACAGGGAAAAAUGGACUCAGGCGCAUCGGAGAUAGCACACGAUUUCCGUCCCUUCUUUAGAGUCCACCGGGGCGGACGCGUGGAGAGAUACAAGCCGUCCGAUAACGUCCACCCCGUCCCCGCAGGGCUCGAUCCGUCAACGGGGAUCGAGUCCAAGGACGUCGUCGUCUCGCCCGAGACCGGUGUGUCGGCCCGGAUUUUCGCCCGGAAGAUCGAUGGCCCGCACCGGAAGCUGCCUCUCCUCGUCCACUACCACGGCGGCGGGUUCUGCGCGGGGUCGCCGUUCGAUACGAUCGUGGACGAUAUUCUCUCCAAGAUGGUGACCCGGGCCCAGGUCGUCGCCAUUUCCGUCGGAUACAGGUUGGCCCCGGAGAACCCACUGCCCAUCGCUUACGAGGACUCAUUCGAAGCCCUAAAGUGGAUCGCACGCCACUCGGAUGGAUCCGGCCCGGAACCAUGGCUGAACCAGUAUGCGGAUCUCGGGCGGGUCUUCAUAGGGGGGGAGAGCGCCGGAGCCAACAUAGGCCAGUACAUGGCAGUCCGAGCCGGCGCGACUGGAUUGACGGGCAUCAGGAUCAAGGGCAUGCUGGUAGUGCACCCGUUUUUCGGCGGGAGAGAGACGAACGAGAUGUACAAGUUCAUGUGCCCGACGAGCUCUGGGCGCAACGACGACCCGAAGCUGAACCCGGCCGUCGACCCAGACCUGCCGAAGAUGGCGUGCGAGAAGGUGCUGGUGUGCGUGGCGGAGAAGGAUUCGCUGAGGGAUAGAGGGGUGGAGUACUACGAGACGCUGUGCGGGAGCGCGUGGAAGGGGACAGCGGAGCUUGAGGAGGCUAAGGAUGAGGGACAUUGCUUUCACGUGUUUAACAAGAGCGAGAGUGCUGAGCAAUUGUUCAAGAAGAUGGUUGAUUUCAUCACCAAGGACUAGACUAUAGAUUAGACACAUGAGGUGAAUGAAAAUACCAUUUUAAGGGCAUAAUGGUCUUAAAAGCCAUAAAUCUAUUGUACGGCGGCCAGUUCGGUUCAAGACCUUUCAAUUAUGUUAAUUUAUUCCUAAACCUUUUGUCAAUUUAA
This is a messenger RNA of Rhodamnia argentea, 1089 nucleotides long. RefSeq names its product probable carboxylesterase 5. Gene Ontology annotation, molecular function: hydrolase activity. The transcript is spliced from 2 exons. The record is from RefSeq and is a predicted model, not a curated record. Bases 26 to 943 code for a protein of 305 amino acids. NCBI's taxonomy places the organism in Eukaryota, Viridiplantae, Streptophyta, Magnoliopsida, Myrtales, Myrtaceae.